AUGUCUUUCAAUUAUUCUUCAAUUAUUGAUGAACAUCUUUCUCGUGAUGAUCCAUUAUUUUGGAGUCGUCCAACACCAGUUAAUUGUAAUACAAUUCGAAUUACGGGCAUACUUUUAUGUAUUGCUGCAUUUAUUGGUAUUGUUCUUAAUGGAACUCUAUUUUACAAUUUUAUACGAUAUAAAGCUCUUCGUUCACCACCAAAUAUAUUUAUUAUGUUUAUUAUUGGAAUGGGUCUUUUUGCAUCUUGUACAAUACUUCCAUUGACAGGUACAUCUUCAAUUUAUUGUCAAUGGUUAUAUAAACGUACAGGUUGCCAAUUAAGUGCUAUUGUAGCAUUUUUAUAUGGUUGUUCAAGUUCAUAUUUACUUUGUGGAGCAAGUCUUAGUCGAUGUUAUAUUAUUAUUCGACCAUUUCAAGCUAGAUAUAUUACUGUAAACAAAUGUAUUAUUAUUUCAUGUAUUGCAAUAUUUAUUGCAUUUAUUUGGACUAUAUUACCAGUAAUUGGAUGGAAUGAAUAUACAAUGGAAGGCGCUCGUACUUCUUGUUGUAUUAAUUGGUACGAUCGACGACUUAAACAAAUGCGUGAAAAAAUUGAAAAUGGUAUUCAAACAAUAUUUAAUCGAAAACGAAUUGAAAUGGAAGGACGUGUUCUUAAAAAUAUUAUAACUAUAACAAGUGGUUUUAUUUUUACAUGGACUCCUUAUGCAGUAACACUCUUUGUUUCAGCAUUUCGAGGUAAAGACUAUGCUAUACCACCAAUGGCUACUUUCUUUUGUGCAUGUUUUGCUAAAACAUCCGUUAUAUGGAUUCCAAUGUUUUAUGUUGCUACAUCGACACAAUUUCAAUUGAAUUUUAUUAAUCGAGAUGCAUUAGAUCAAUCAAUAGGAACCAAACGAAUAGAUACAGCAGCAC
Rotaria sordida is the source of this 913-nucleotide messenger RNA. The record is from the annotation of a GenBank genome assembly. NCBI's taxonomy places the organism in Eukaryota, Metazoa, Rotifera, Eurotatoria, Philodinida, Philodinidae.